AUGAACCAAGUGUUUGAAAUUCGUGGCUGUGACAUAAUCCCCGUCCGAGUCCGCUUGGAGAAGAGAUAUCGUGUUCACAGUUGUGCAGUACGAGACGAUCGAAUCUGGGUAUGCGGCUCACGCGACGAUCCUUUCAGCUGCGAGAGCUACGACGAAGAUUUCAAUAUGAAGGAUGAAGGAUACACGCUUUUCCCACAUUCGUACGCCGCCAUGGUUCAUAAUCAACGAGGCCUCACUCUUCUUGGUGGCAUUUCACCAAAAGAAGGAAGAAAUAACAAAGUCGAGCACUAUCAGAAUGGCGCUUGGACAGCAGGUCCGUCUCUGCCAGAAAGAAUUUCAAGUCAUUCUGCUCAUGAUGUUAACGGCGAUAUUUUCGUGAUCGGCGGCUCUAACGCUGACCUUGGAGUGAUGGGCCAGUCGCCACAGGUUUACAUGCUAGGAAAAGAUGCGGAAAAGUGGUCAACGAUGCCACCAUUGAUGCGUGCACGCUCGCAUCAUGCAUCUGUUGCACUUCCUAAUGGAGGAAUAUUUAUCGUCGGAGACGGCUUCACUUUCUCGCCAGUGCAAAUUUACAGAAAUAACCAGACAGAAACCCUUUCAGUGAAACACGGAGCUCGAGCAUUCCCAGCGGCAAUUCACCUCUCCCGUCCUAUGUGUUGA
Molecule: messenger RNA, 660 nt
Organism: Oikopleura dioica
Lineage: Eukaryota; Metazoa; Chordata; Appendicularia; Copelata; Oikopleuridae
Source: the annotation of a GenBank genome assembly